Metopolophium dirhodum (rose-grain aphid) is the source of this 2902-nucleotide messenger RNA. RefSeq names its product proton-coupled zinc antiporter SLC30A1 (gene ZnT63C). Gene Ontology annotation, cellular component: membrane. Gene Ontology annotation, biological process: zinc ion transmembrane transport; detoxification of zinc ion; intracellular zinc ion homeostasis. Gene Ontology annotation, molecular function: zinc ion transmembrane transporter activity. The record is from RefSeq and is a predicted model, not a curated record. NCBI's taxonomy places the organism in Eukaryota, Metazoa, Arthropoda, Insecta, Hemiptera, Aphididae.
CCGCGCACCGGUCGUCGCGGUGGUUCCGAACAGAUCCCGUUCCCCGGUUCCGUCGCCAUUACACCGGAGCGGGUGUCACAAUUCGCCGACAAACACGCGCGCGCGCGCGUGCCGCACCUACCGGCUACACACCCGUGCGGCGCGAACCACUGCAUUUUAGUUGUCCGGUAUCGUUCUCUCUCCUGGUAUUAUCGCCGCCGCAGGCCGCUCCUGUUCCUGCACGCGCCCCCCGACGGCGUAUUGCGUUCAUGACGACUGCCGAAUAAAUGAGUCGCACUCCGACUACGGUGCAGGUGUGCCUGUGAGGGUGACGGUGGCGUUGCAGCAGGUACUUCGUAGGCGGACACUGGUGUCACCUCUCGGGUGUUGGUCGAGAAGUCGUCGUCGUCGUCCACGUCUGUAUCAUAUAACAGUCGUAUUAAUUCAUAAUGGGUCGAUACAGCGGGAAAAAAUGCCGACUCAUCACCAUGUUUUGGCUGACGACGUUUUUCUUUUUGGUGGAGAUCAUCGUUGGCUAUAUAACCAACUCGAUGGCCCUUGUCGCGGACAGCUUUCAUAUGCUCAGCGACGUCGCGGCGUUGGUGGUCGCAUAUUUAUCGGUUAAAAUGUCACCUAAAAAAUGGUCAAAAAACACAUUUGGAUGGGCUAGAGCUGAAGUACUUGGAGCACUAGUAAAUGCUGUGUUUUUAGUAGCUUUGUGUUUUUCAAUUACUGUUGAAGCUUGUAAGAGGUUUAUUGAAGUAGAGACCAUUCACAACCCUAAAUUAAUUGUCGUAGUUGGAAUUUUGGGAUUAUUUGUCAAUAUUUUGGGUUUAUUUUUGUUCCAUGCUCAUGGCGGAGGAGGACAUGGUCAUUCACAUGGUGGUAUAUCUCGCAGCCACACGCGACUAACUCAAUUAGUAAGCGCUGGAGCAAGUGCCAAUGCUACUGAUGAUAAUGAUAAUGAUCAUCGUUUCAAUGUACCACUUAAUCACACUCAUGAAUCUUCUGCUGGUCAUAUGAAUAUGCGAGGUGUAUUUUUACAUCUUCUGGCUGAUGCAUUAGGUUCAGUCAUUGUAAUUGUAUCAGCUUUGAUUGUGUGGUUGACCGAUUGGAAAUACCGUGAUUACAUUGAUCCUGCUUUGAGUUUGUUAAUGGUUAUAAUAAUCUUACACUCAGUAUGGCCAUUGUUACAAGAGUCUGCACUUAUACUACUUCAGACGGUUCCUACUCAUAUUCAAGUGGAUGCCAUCCAGAAACGACUUUUAGACAGAGUGGAUGGAGUUUUAGCUGUACAUGAGUUCCAUGUGUGGCAACUAGCUGGAGAUAGAAUCAUAGCAUCUGCACAUAUAAGGUGUAGGAACUUGCCAGAAUAUAUGAAGUUAGCAGAAAAAGUUAAAGAAUUUUUCCAUAAUGAAGGUAUUCAUUCAACUACCAUCCAGCCUGAAUUUGUGGAAGUUGAAAUAACAGAAAAUAGGAACGAAAACCAAACCCCUACUGAAGACUGUGUAUUAGAUUGUCCUAAAACUGACAUACAGUGUCAAUUGCAAACAUGUUGCGGCCCAUCAAAACAGGGUCGCGACACACCAUCUCCUGUUGACACACCAUAUUUGUGCCGACAACGUAAUACUACUUCUGUUACUAUUGACGCCACCAACAAUUUACAGACUGUCAAUACUCAGGAGAGCGAAAUGGAAAGUGGUGCACUAUUGGGUGAUAGAAUUAACAAUUGUCGUACUUCUGCAGGAGGAUUUAUCACUGGUGGAUAGUAUUUUUUCUAAAUUAUAACAAUUUUGUUUUUUUUUUUUAUAUAAGAUUAUUAUUAUUAUUAUGAUGAAUAACUUAGCACAUGGUUGCAAUUGAACCUAUUACAUCAACAAGACCUACCAUGAAAAAAAUAAACAAAAAUAUAACAAUAUAUAUUUGCUAUGAAUAUAAUAUAUUUAGUGAGAUAUGUAUCACUCUUUGCAAUGCGCAAUGUUAGAAGAUCAAAAUUAUAUGUGCUCUACACAUAUGUUUAUGUAAACAUCAACAAAAUAAUCUUAAGUUUAUUAUAUUUUUAAACAAUUUUAAUGACUUAUUAAUGCUCAAUUGUUGACAUUUACCAUGGAUCUGUAUUUGUUUGAUGAUGUAAUAUUGGAUGAGCGUUGUAAAUAAAACCAAAAUCUUUAUAAACAUUUAAAUUUUUACAAUUGAUUUUUUUCAAUAAAAUUGAUUAAUUAUUUAAAAUAUUUUUGACUGUAAACUAGAUAUAAUUUGAUACAAAUAAUUUUUUUUAGCUUGUAACCCAUAUUUUAUUUUAUUGCCUACCAAUUAAGAACGUUUUUAAAUAUCCAUUAUUAAUAUCAAGUAUAUGAAUGUAUAUUGAUAUGUAUACUAUUAGAUAUAAUAAUAAUUAAAAUUUUAAGUUAAAUCACAAUUUUUGGAAUAGUUUAUAUGAUGUUUUAUAUAAUAUUAAUAUAGGAUUAAUAAAUAUAUAUGUUUUUGAUUAUAACAAUAUUAAACAAUACGUUUAAAAUAUAAUUUCCAUAAUGUAGUAAAACAUAAUUGAGUAUUAUAAUAUGUUUAAAUACACAUUAUUUUUUUAAUCAGAUUUUUUAAUUAUUUAAUGUACCUGUUGACAGUGAGAUACUGUAGUAAUAUGGCCCUGACAUGUAAUAUUUCAGACAUUAACUGUCUGUAAAAUAAUGGGUACACAUUAUGUAUACUAUGUUUACACAUUUUUAUUUAUAGACUAAAUUUACUAUACUAAUUUAUUGAAUCUACAUCUAUAUCUUUUUGUUACUGGUUUUCAAAAAUGUCAGAAAUAUAACAAUUAACAUUAUAUGUAAUAUUAUAUAGAUAUAUAAGUUAUAUUAAUUAUAUUAUAUUUUUAUAGUCAUAUUUUUUGAUCAUAAAAUUCAAAUUUCAAGUAUACUUAGUA